CCCGCCGCGCGCACCGCCGGCCGCCAGCCAUGUCGUCCAUCCUGCCCUUCACGCCGCCGAUCGUGAAGCGCCUGCUGGGGUGGAAGAAGGGCGAGCAGAACGGGCAGGAGGAGAAGUGGUGCGAGAAGGCGGUCAAGAGCCUGGUGAAGAAGCUCAAGAAGACGGGCCAACUGGACGAGCUGGAGAAGGCCAUCACCACGCAGAGCGCCGGCACCAAGUGCAUCACCAUCCCCAGGUCCCUGGAUGGCCGGCUGCAGGUGUCCCACCGGAAGGGACUCCCACACGUCAUCUACUGCCGCCUGUGGCGAUGGCCCGACCUGCACAGCCACCACGAGCUGCGGGCCAUGGAGCUGUGCGAGUUUGCCUUCAACAUGAAGAAGGACGAGGUGUGCGUGAACCCCUACCACUACCAGAGGGUGGAGACACCAGUUCUACCUCCUGUGCUGGUGCCUCGCCACACAGAGAUUCCGGCCGAAUUCCCCCCGCUGGAAGACUACAGCCAUUCCAUCCCUGAGAAUACCAACUUUCCCGCAGGCAUCGAGCCCCAGAGCAAUAUUCCAGAAAUGGGCACACAGAUGGCAGAACCAGGGUUGACCCCACCCCCCGGCUACCUGAGUGAGGAUGGAGAGACCAGUGACCACCAGAUGACCCACAGCAUGGAUGCAGGUUCUCCAAACCUCUCCCCGAACCCGAUGUCCCCAGCACACAACAACCUGGACCUGCAGCCUGUCACCUACUGUGAACCAGCCUUCUGGUGCUCCAUCUCCUACUACGAGCUGAACCAGCGUGUGGGCGAGACCUUCCACGCCUCACAGCCUUCCAUGACGGUGGACGGCUUCACUGACCCCUCCAACUCUGAGCGCUUCUGCCUAGGGCUGCUCUCCAAUGUUAACCGGAAUGCGGCCGUGGAGCUCACACGCAGGCACAUCGGGCGUGGUGUGCGGCUCUACUACAUUGGAGGAGAGGUCUUCGCUGAGUGCCUCAGUGACAGCGCCAUCUUCGUUCAGUCCCCCAACUGCAAUCAGCGCUACGGCUGGCACCCAGCCACUGUCUGCAAGAUCCCACCAGGGUGCAAUCUGAAGAUCUUCAACAACCAGGAGUUCGCUGCGCUCCUGGCUCAGUCCGUCAACCAGGGCUUUGAGGCUGUGUACCAGCUGACUCGGAUGUGCACCAUUCGCAUGAGCUUCGUGAAGGGCUGGGGUGCCGAGUACAGGAGACAGACCGUGACCAGCACCCCCUGCUGGAUCGAGCUGCACCUGAAUGGGCCUCUGCAGUGGCUUGACAAGGUCCUUACCCAGAUGGGCUCCCCGAGCAUCCGCUGUUCCAGUGUGUCCUAGAGACAUUGGGCGUGGAGGGGCGGGGGGGGGCUUAUGGAAGAUGGUGUGGGGGAGGCGGGGAGAGCUGAGCUCCACUCAGCGUUGUUGUCAAGGAAGAAGAUAGCAUUCUCCCUCAGUGAAAGGGGCGCCAGCCUGCUUCCAAGACACUGAAGUCCAGAGGGGGUUGCUGCACACAGCUGUAUCUGCUGACAUGAGCCCUCAGCCCCCGGCUCUGUGGUUCUGUGGCUCGAGCACACAGAGCAGGUGGCGUUUCACCAUCUGCCCCUUCCCCACCUCCUUCUCUAAUGACAGCAAUCUGGAAUGUCACAGGCCAGCCGGAAGCACCCUCUGUCCAGGCCCGGAGCAUGGCAAUUGCCUGGAAGGGUGUUCCAGGCAGGAAUAGCCCACGGGGCCAGGGUAGACCUCACACCAGCUCUCGGCACUGUGACAAACGCCUCUUUCUCUGAGUGUCCAGCCAAGCCCUACCCCCUCCGGCAGACCCUGCACCUGGUGGACAGAAUGCCCUGUCUCCCCUCUCAGAACCCCGACUGGCAUGAGCAUGUUUGGUGGACACGCAUGUGGGAUGGCUGGGAGGUGGUUAGACGCCCCCUCUUCCUGGAAGUUCCCUCAGACUGUUCUUCUCACUUGGCAAAGCAGGAGGAUCUCGAGGCUCUGCAGCACACAGUGUUGGGUUCUAGGAUCUGCUGGUCUCAGAGUGACCCAAGGACGGUGUCUGCUGUCGCGCGGCAGGCGGCCCAGGCACAGUGGCAUCACGUCUCUCACUCCAGGUGAAGAAAGCGCUUACUCCAGCAUCCUGGAGUCUGAGGCAGAUGGCUCACUAAUUGUAUCAACUUUAUUGUAUGCGCCUGUAAAUGUUUCUUUUGUAUUUAAAAAAAAACCCUUGGGCUAGCAUGCUGACUGGGAAAGUGGAGAGAGACCCAGGAUGGCAUCCUGCCCUGUCUCCCAAGGGGACGUUCUCCUGGGUGAGGUGACACCUGCUAGCACUCUUGGAUGCUGAAGUGUGCAGGCACAAACUCACCAGAAGGGAAAAGUCUCAGGCCAACAUGGGAUUUUUCUGUACCUCUGAACACUGCAGGCUUGGUGCAGAGGUCUGCCAUCCCCCCAGGACAUAAGAUGGUCUCACUCACAUGAAGGCUCUUCCAUGACAGCCAGAGCAGUGGUCUUGUGUGAUAAGUCCUGCUCCCAGUGGCAAUUAGGGAGAAAACUAGCGUAAGUUAUUUCAACCAGAAACAAGAAGAAAGAGCCCCCUUCUUUCACAGGCCUCGUGUGGAGCAGAGAGCAGCAGAUGGAAUGGCCACCGCCUCGGUACUUUGUUCUUUGCUGCUGUUUUUGAAUGAAAUGACUCAGCCCACAUUUUGCAUGGAUUCUUACCAGGAAAAACAAAGGGAUUUCCUAUGGAAGUCCCAUCUUACUGCAGGUGAAGGGAAGAAAGCAUAUACUUUGGGCAGGUCAUAGAUAUCACAUGUGAUGGGAUUUCUGAGGUUGUAGGAAGAUGCAGGGACUUACAGGGAGUUUGGACCUCUGAAGCUCUACCUGAGGUUUCCAGGUGGGAGAGCCACUGAGACCUUCAGAGGACACAGGCAGAGACCAAGGAGUGCCCUGCCAGACCCCUCCUAGACUUCUGAGUCUUCCCAAGGGCUGCUGCCAUGGCCCGGGUCAACACAACACCUCUGUGAGGCCACAUGCUGCGAGUCUGAAGGAUGAGGCUGGCACAAGGCUGUGGGCCGCUUCCUACCCAGAUGCCCUCUGCCCCCGUGUGCACGUUCAGCUCCAGCUGGUGCAGAGACCCAGGGCUCCAGGACUGUGCGGGCUUCUGCAGUGGUGGUCGUGGUCCCCCCCACCGAAAGCCAGUGGUUCCAGGGCCCUACAUUCACCUGUGAACCCAUAGGAGCUCCUGUGGCACCUGGCUGCCCUCUAGGCACGUGGACCAGUUUCUGGGGCAGCUGGGUUCCCAGGGUCCGGAGAUCUAAGGAAGUCCUGUCUCAUUCCUGGGGAAGGGGAAGAGUGUCUACUUCCUCAGGUUGUAAGCCUAAGUGUGAUGGGCUGCACGCCUGAUAGUAUCUGGAUGGUGUCUUGGAAGCCCUGGCGCUCAGCCCUGAAGGCUGCUUCUUGGAGGCGGAGCUUGAAUUUGUUUCCACAGCUCGCUUGUUAUAGACUGGUGACUUAAGGAGGACAUGCGAGGAGACUGGGAAGUCUGCCAUGGCAUCCCCCAAGGGCAAUGUGGUCCUACCUGAGGGCCUGGGAGAUGGUGCCAGUCCCAUCACGGGCACCAUGGAAGCGCUAUGGGCAUGUGGGACAUGAGUGUCCUUCCAUCCAAGUCACAAAACUUGCUUCCCUAGUUUUGAAACCCUGCUGUCUGAAUGGCAUUUGUUCACUGAAGACCUCCUUCAAGGACAGCUGAAAGGGGUGGGAGGCAACUGGGGCUCCAGGGAUGCAGGAGACCAUUGGGUCAUCUUCAGGGAUGCGGGGGCCAUCAGUUGUCUUCAGGGCAGGCUGUCUAGGCAGGUUCUUGCCAGGCUCUUGCCAGGAUGUUGUUGCCCGUGGCUUGUGCUGACUGUGUGCAGCCAGCACUGGGGCAUGCCUGUCCCCAGCCCUCUAGAAGAGUCAGCGUGGGUUCUCUCCCUACCCCCAACUCCCAGCUGUACUUGGGGACUUGGAUCCUUCCUGCUAGCUCGGAUUCUGGCCUGUGCCAGGUCAUCAUCUCCUGGGUCAUCAUCUCCUGGGUCACCAUCCUGGCAUGAGCCCAUCUCAGGAGGAGCACGUGCGGGCAGGCUUCUCCACUGUCCUUGCUGUCGGUGUCAUAUAUUGUUAUCAAUCGUGGUGAUUUUUUAAAGCACUGUUAACAUAUUGAGAUGAGCUGGGCACGUAUCACUGCUCAGUGUGUUGUUUUUCUCCACUCUCCUUGGCUUCCUAGUUUGGACAUAUUCCAGGCCAAAUGCUUUUUACUCAAACCACAGAAGGGCUUCAGUGGUGUGCAUGUCCUGCAUGUAUGUGAGCAGCCUGAGGAGGGCAAGUCUGACUUCCUCCUCAGCUCCAAGCUGCCCUUUCUGAGGCUCCACAUAGUCUCCACGGCCAGAGCUCAUGUGCGAUCACUCUCCCAAGACCUCCCACAGUCAGGAACAGGCUCUGCAGGGUGCUUGGGGGGGCUGUCCACUGAGGGGGUUCCAGCAGCAAGGGGGCAUGACUUUCACUGUGAACCCUGUUUCUGGCUAUGUGACUUGGCUGGAGUUGGGAGUUUUCCCAUCUCACCAUGGGAAAACCUCGACUUAACAAAGCCGAGUGGUGCCACUUUGUGUGGUGCCGGUGGUUCCCUUGUUGGACGCUUCAAGGAACAGUCCUCACUACUCAUAUCACCCUUGCAGGGAGCUCCAGCCCCUUUCCAAGUGGGAAGGGAAGGCAGAAAGAUGCAUGCGAGAAGGCAGGGAUCAACCCUGGAGCAUCUCUGGGGGAGGUGUCCGUCACAUUAAAGAAACUCGCAGCCGGGCUCGGUGGCUCAGCCUGUAAUCCCGCGCCUUUGG
This is a messenger RNA of Carlito syrichta (Philippine tarsier), 4855 nucleotides long. RefSeq names its product SMAD family member 3 (gene SMAD3). The coding region runs from base 30 to 1337 and encodes 435 amino acids. The record is from RefSeq and is a predicted model, not a curated record. Gene Ontology annotation, molecular function: RNA polymerase II cis-regulatory region sequence-specific DNA binding; I-SMAD binding; DNA-binding transcription factor activity, RNA polymerase II-specific. Gene Ontology annotation, biological process: transforming growth factor beta receptor signaling pathway; SMAD protein signal transduction; BMP signaling pathway. The transcript has 11 exons. NCBI's taxonomy places the organism in Eukaryota, Metazoa, Chordata, Mammalia, Primates, Tarsiidae. Gene Ontology annotation, cellular component: heteromeric SMAD protein complex.